AUGUCGGGUGGAAACCGUUCUCGAUUACAAUCCAGAAAACGAAUAGUUCCGGCAGAGAACCGCAAACGAGCUCCCUUCUCUUGCGACCGCUGUAAACUUCGAAAGACGAAAUGCAGACGGCUGCAGGAUAACGAUCUGAAGUACGAUAAUAUUACACCCUGUAUACAAUGCACCAAAGCCGGUGUUUCUUGCACAACAACAAUUCCCCGGAAGAGGCGGUUCUAUGGGCCAAUAGAAAACAUCACAUUGCAUUAUAAGUGCUUGUUAGCCCUUGUUUCCGGACUCUUUCCCGACAAGGACGUUUAUAGCAUCGAGGAGUUAAUGGAGCUAGGGAAAUCAUUUAAAUUUGAAAUGCCUACAGACAACAACAGUUUAGAUGAUAUACAGAACAUUCAAGAACUGGACGAUCACAACAUGCAGGAUAUGACUGAAGUUAAGAAGGAAGAAAAAGAUUCGACCAUCCCUGAGGAAACAAAGUCCGAGAGUGAGGGUGAUGACGAAGACAACGACUUGGAAAAGAAUACAGACAAACAGAUUGACAUAAUGGACGAUGAUUUAUCUAGAGAUAAGCAAAUGCCCCAGCUUCCACCAAACAUCAAACUGAAGGCUACAACGUACGAUCGAGACCGCCUGAUUAUGGAUCGCUUUGGACACACGCACUUUAUCGGUAAUUUUGGAACUGCAUCAUUAUUGAAUGGACUAUGUGACAUAAUUAUUAAAAGGUCUUUCAGCGUGAAGCCACCGAUCUCGACCCAGGAUAUUCGAAAUAGUUCCGUCCAAACCAUUACGUCUGAGAACGAACCCAUUUACCAAUAUCCGACACAUCUGUAUAAUCUGGAUACCAUCAACAUCAAUCGCUUUCCUCUAAUCAACUUACUGAAGAGAAAGGAAGCUGACGUCUACAAGAACGUUUUUUUUGAGAAAGUCCAUCCAUACUAUUUUAUCUUCAACACAUUCAAGUUCGAUGAAAAAUACGAAAUCUUUUGGCAAGAAAUUGCCAAAACAGACGUCAAAACAGAUGGGCCAUUUCCAAUGAAGAUUGGGAGCGCCGAGAUAUGCUGUAUCUACAUGGUCUGGAUUCUUGGCAGACGGUUUCAGCUAUAUACGAACCCACAAGAUCUUCCUGCGGAUUCCGAACUAGAUGAUGAUCUGAUAGGACGUUACAUUGAUAUCAUCAAAUUGUCGCUUUCAGACAUCGUUUUAACGCCAACUUUAGAUGGAAUCCGAUUGCUGAUUUUAUUAUCUGUUUACCUAUCUAGCAUCAAAGUCCGCGAGAGCGGAUAUUGCUUGAUGCAAAUGGCGGCUAUUCAAUGCAAGAGUUUGGGAUUGCACAGAAAAUUCAUUGUGGAUAAGUUUAAUGACGAAAAAGCAGAUGAAAUGAAGCGUAUCAUGUGGUCGUUGACCAAAAGCGAGACAACGUUGUGCUGUUCAUUUGGAAGAGCCAGUGCAAUCCCUUGGGAAGAAGUGGAUGUUGAACUGCCUACCAUGUCAGAUGUCGAUAACGAGCUCUUCAAAAUUUACUAUGUUCAGAGUUGCAAGUUGACAAGGAUCAUUUUUCAAAUUCUAGAUAAUAAACGCAAAUCAUCUAAGGAGCCUCUGUCUCUAGUCAGCAUCGAAAAACUGCUUCUUUUCCAAAAGCAAUUACACAAGUUUUGGGAUCGCCUGCCCGAAGAGUGGAAGGAUUACAAAUCCCUACCUGUUCGCCGUUACAAACCUAAGCUCCAUAUUCAAUUUCACUACUACUUCAUCACAUUGACAUUGCCCAUUUUCAUGCAUAUUGUAAGCGCUCAGUCCUCCGUCAUCAAUCGUGAUGAUCCAAUACAAUCACUUCUUGUGAAUGGAAUCAAAUCCUCCUUCAAGACAGCAGAAAUUUUGACCUAUACUGACUCUAACGGGUUUUUCAACGGGACACUGUAUUACGAUGUUUUCUAUUCUUAUAACGCUAUCAUGGUCCUCACACUCACCUACAUCCUAUUCAAAAGUCCAAAGGGGAAAAUGGCAAAAAGUAUUCUUGAUCUUGAGUAUCUGGACAAGGAGCACGACAUUAACUUCUCCAGUCUUAUGAAAGCAAUAAAUCUGAUCCGAAAUCUCAUUUUGAAUAACCUUCAUCAAAUUGACGGGACCAUGAGAAGAAUAAGUGAUAUCAUCGAAACAUUAUUGGAAGAUCUAGGAAUAAUCCAGAUCCUGGUCAAAGAAUUCAAGGCACGCCCUAGUAAUGUACGCAAGAUAGAGGGAAGAAAAGAAGGUGGCAGCACAAGUGUCAACGGGGGGAUCAUCCCUGGCUACUAUCGUAAGCUGCGUAUGAAUGAUAAAACUAAAGCCAAAAAACGUCGUGUGGACAAAAGGGUGGACGAGCUCACUUGUUCGCCUCCUUCUCCUCGCCUAUCAGCGGCAGCAGAAGAACAGGCGAAUCUCACAUACUCGUCAAUAUUCGAUUUCCCAAAAUCCCAAAAUCCAUCUUCAACCAACGUUGCAGGCCAAAUUUCCCACUUUGAACUCCCUGUCUAUGAUGAAUUCAGACCAGAUCGACAAUCCGAAAACUCAAGAUCUUCAACUCCUGUGGACCUGAAUGUGAAUGAAGCAUUGAACUCCAUCCUUGAUACAGAACUUAUGGAGGUUCUCUUUGGUGCGGAUCUCGCAGGAGCGAACCCUCGAGCUCCUAGCAAUGACUUGUGA
Ogataea haglerorum is the source of this 2676-nucleotide messenger RNA. RefSeq lists its product as uncharacterized. Gene Ontology annotation, biological process: DNA-templated transcription; regulation of DNA-templated transcription. Bases 1 to 2676 code for a protein of 891 amino acids. Gene Ontology annotation, molecular function: DNA-binding transcription factor activity, RNA polymerase II-specific; DNA binding; zinc ion binding. The transcript has a single exon. Lineage: Eukaryota; Fungi; Ascomycota; Pichiomycetes; Pichiales; Pichiaceae. The record is from RefSeq and is a predicted model, not a curated record.